AUGGUCAGGAUCUGGUCAUGCCAGCCUCACAGUCUCAGUUGGGGAAAGUUAUGGCAAGUGUUGCCUUGUAUGAUGGGUUGGUGCAAGAGGCACAUGUCUAGGCCCUCACACAUAGUCUUGCGGAGGUGUAACUGCUUUUUCUCAGUCAGGUCGAGUGCAGCAACAAUCCCCUGGCGUCUUCUCGUUGUCGAGCUGAGGUGUCGUGUUUAG
This is a messenger RNA of Pochonia chlamydosporia 170, 210 nucleotides long. RefSeq lists its product as hypothetical. The record is from RefSeq and is a predicted model, not a curated record. The transcript has a single exon. The coding region runs from base 1 to 210 and encodes 69 amino acids. NCBI's taxonomy places the organism in Eukaryota, Fungi, Ascomycota, Sordariomycetes, Hypocreales, Clavicipitaceae.